AGAGGCGACGCGCGGCGGGGAAGGUUCCUGUGAGUAGAGCAGGGACUGUGGCCUCUCCCGGCAGGGGCCGGGCAGGACCGCGAAUGGCCACGGCCGAUCGGCCUCGGUAAGAAGGAAUGAAGUCCAGAAGCACAUGACAACAUGGAUGAAUCUUGAGGAUAUUAUGCUGAGUGAACUACCUCUUACUUUUGAGGAUGUUGCCAUUUAUUUCACGGAGCAGGAAUGGCAGAAUCUAGAGGUUUGGCAGAAGGAGCUUUACCAGCAUGUAAUGAGAACCAAUUAUGAGACUCUUGUUUUUCUAGAUGAUGGAAUUCCUAAACCAGAACUAAUAUCCUGGAUUGAACAAGGGGGAGAUUUCUUCAGAAAUUGCGAAGAAUCACAGAUAUCAGAAAACAUAAUUUGUUUCUCUACUUAUAAGCAUUUUGAUCCUGUUAUUGAGGGGCAGCUGUUUGGGGGAAGCCAAAAAGCAGUAUAUAAAGGAGAAAUUAAAUGCCAUUUCCAAUUAGACUCUCUUCCUAGCCAGUAUUCCUUUGGACCCUCAUUAGGAAAAAGUGAAGAAGUUACCUUUAGGCCUGAACAAGGGGUCACCCUCAUGAAUCCAGACAGACAUGACACACAGGCUCUAAUUCCAGUGCUGCCCAGCUCCAGGGAAUCUAGCCAAAGGGAAAGAAUCCCAAGUCACAAAACUUCAGAUCUACGUGGCUUCCAGGAAGUCUCCUUCUGGCAAAGUACCCACUACCCUUGCCCUGUCUGUGGGGAAAGCUUUUGGAUAAAGAUCCACUUAGUGAAACAUGAAAGGAGCCACCUAAAGGACCAGCCUCGUAGGUCUUGGAAGAAAUUCAAUAAACAAGCUGAUCCACAGCAUCAGUGGACUGUCCCUCAGGGUCAGAGGUGCUUCCAGUGUAAUGACUGUGAUAAGACCUUCCACCUGAAGCAGUACUUGCUUAGACAUCUGGCUGUACAUGCAGGGACCAGCCCCUUCCAGUGUCCUGAAUGUAAAGUGUACUUCCACCACAAGAGGACCUUUCUCAAUCACCACCUCAUGCACAAGGGGGAGAAGCCUUUCCAAUACCCCAAAUUUGAAAAGAGUUUUCUCCAGAAUAACAUGCCAGCUCCUCAGUGCCAAAACAGUGGAGAGGGGGCAAUCUCUUGUCCAACAUGCAAUAUGGCCUUGUCUGAGAAGUCUGAGCUCUCCAGCAUGCUCCCAGGAGAGAAGCUAUCUGAGUCCCCUGACUGUGAUGAGAGCUUCCUCCUGAAGGAGGGCACAGAGGCGCUCCAGCAUGACCAUUGUGGGGAAAGGCCAUUCUCUUGUCCUGAGUGCAAUGCAUGCUUCCCUACAAGGUCUCAGCUGACCAGUCACUUCAGAGUGCACACAGGAGAAGAGUCCUUUCAGUGUCUAGAGUGCAACAAGAGUUGCCUCCUGAAUGGCUUGCUGAAGGUCCACCAGCGUGUAGACAGCGAAGAGAGACCAUUUUCCUGUAGGAAGUAUGAGAAGAGGUUCACCAAACAAUGUCAACUCAUGGAACACAUCAGAGUACACAGUGGGGAGGAGACUUUCUGGUGUGCUGAAUGUGGCAGGAACUUCUCCCUAAAGGGACAACUGCUGAGACACCAGCGUCUGCAUACAGACAAGAAGCACUUUCAGUGCCCAGAGGGUGAUUUGAGCUUCCGUCUGAAGAGCAUGCUGAAAGCCCACCAGCUCAGACACACUGGAGAGAAGCCAUUUUCUUGCAGUGAGUGUGGCCGAGGCUUCAUCCACCAGUGUAAGCUCCGCGAACACCUGAGACUGCACAGUGGGGAAAAGCCUUUCCAGUGCCCUGAGUGUGACAAGAGUUUCCGCCUGAAGGGUAUUCUGAAGGCUCACCAGCGUACCCACAGCAAAGAGAGGCCGUUCUCUUGUGGGGAGUGUGGCAAAGGCUUUACCAGACAGUCUAAACUCACCGAACACUUCAGAGUACACAGUGGGGAGAGGCCCUUCCAGUGCUGUGAGUGUGACAGGAGGUUCCGCCUGAAGGGGCAGCUGCUUAGUCACCAGCGCCUGCACACAGGAGAGAGACCCUUUCAGUGCCCGGAGUGUGACAAGAGCUAUCGUGUGAAGGCCGACAUGAAGGCCCACCAGCUUCUGCACAGUGAGGAAAUGCCAUUCUCUUGUGAGUGUGGUAAGGGCUUUACUAAACAGUCUAAACUCACUGAACACAUUAGAACACACACAGGGGAAAAGCCUUUUCAGUGUCCCAAAUGUGACAAGAGAUUCCGCUUGAAGUCACAGCUUCUCAGCCACCAAGGCCUGCACACAGGAGAAAGACCUUUCCACUGCCCUGAGUGUAAUAAAAACUUCCGAGAAAGGGGGCACAUGCUUAGGCAUCAGCGCAUACAUAGGCCUGAGAGGCCAUUUUCCUGUGGAGACUGUGGCAAGGGUUUCAUUUAUAAGUCUAAACUUGAGCAACACCUCAGGGUGCACACAAAAUCCUGUAGUGCUCCAAAUGAGCCUGAUAUUAAGAAAAGGCUUAGCCAACUGUAUGCAAUGAUAGAAGCUGAUUGGAGCUGAGGUAGCAUGGGCCAUCCAAGGAUAGAACAGAACUUAUAUUGCCUGAGAAUCCAUAAGAAUACCCAAACCCAUGGUAGACAGAUUUUAGGAGCAGGGGUCCCCCUUUUUUUUUUUAGCAAGAAUGUAAUACUAGUUAGGAAUAUGAGAAAUCACAAAAGAUUUUCUCCUUUAUAACAAGAUAAAAAGAGAUAUAUGCUCUUUCUGCCAUUUUACAUGGUAAUUUUCUCCCAAAUUCUAAGCUGGCUCUGAAAUUCCAGCUUGAAUUAAGACAGAAGGAAAUCCCUCCAGUACAUUCUCAAAGUUGAAGAGAUGAGGGUGGCUGUUAAAUGUCAGUUUUACUUUUUUUUCCCCCCCGAAUGUGAUGCUAAAUUGUGGGUUUAAAUCCAGUUGUUUUCAUUGCAGGUGCUGAUAUAAUAGUGGAUGUGGUUUUGAUUGGUUUAUUUUUGAAAACUGAUAGCAAUAAAAUAAUUUAUCUGAAUUUUAGUUUGUCUGUUUAGGUGAAUGAAGUUUCACAGCAGAUUCCAUAGUGAUAUUGCAUCAUUCCCAUAAGGAAAAGCUGACAAUUGCAGCAAAAUUUGGCUAAUCUGAGAUUAACAAAUAUAAAACUGAAGGUGCUAAGAAGUAUGUAAGAACUUGGACAAGAGAUUGUGGCAGCAGAUAUAGAGUUGGGAGUUCUAUAAUACAGAUGCUAUUUGACGCUAAGAAAGCGAAUGAAAUUCCCAAGAGUGAAUAUCUAAGCAGACAUCUAAAAGCUGAGUUAAGACAAAAUAACGACAACAAAUGGCUUUAUCAGGGAGCAUUACAAGCAACCGUUUUAUGAGUUUCUUUUUUUUAUGCAAUUUUAUUGAGAUAUACUUACACACCAUAUAAUCCAUCAAAGUAUACAAUCAGUGGCUCACAGUAUCAUCAUAUAGUUGUGCA
Molecule: messenger RNA, 3469 nt
Organism: Choloepus didactylus (southern two-toed sloth)
Lineage: Eukaryota; Metazoa; Chordata; Mammalia; Pilosa; Megalonychidae
Gene: ZNF786
Product: zinc finger protein 786
Exons: 5
Coding region: 134-2548 (804 amino acids)
Biological process (GO): regulation of transcription by RNA polymerase II
Molecular function (GO): DNA-binding transcription factor activity; RNA polymerase II cis-regulatory region sequence-specific DNA binding
Source: RefSeq, a predicted model, not a curated record